This is a messenger RNA of Manis pentadactyla (Chinese pangolin), 2899 nucleotides long. It is a transcript of the gene KANK3, whose product is annotated as KN motif and ankyrin repeat domains 3. Gene Ontology annotation, molecular function: protein binding. The record is from RefSeq and is a predicted model, not a curated record. Gene Ontology annotation, biological process: negative regulation of actin filament polymerization. The transcript is spliced from 11 exons. Gene Ontology annotation, cellular component: cytoskeleton; cytoplasm. Bases 56 to 2680 code for a protein of 874 amino acids. Lineage: Eukaryota; Metazoa; Chordata; Mammalia; Pholidota; Manidae.
CACCUCCUACCCCUGCUACUCAUUUUCUGGAUUAUUUUCCUCUUAUUUCCUUUUGAUGCCCUUUCUGCGGCCUCCUGUCCAGCAGACUGAGGCACAGAACCUGGGGGUCCCCACAUUCAUUCAUUCCAGAGUUUCAAGACUUCCUGAGGAGGGAGGAGAAGGCAUGUGUGCAGGGGUGUGUCUGGCGGCGACUCCAGGAGACAUGGCCAAGUUUGCCCUGAAUCAGAAUCUGCCUGACCUGGGAGGCCCUCGCCUGUGCCCCGGCCUAACGGGGGGCGCCCGCAGCCCAAGCUCACCCUACUCAGUGGAAACGCCCUAUGGCUUCCAUCUGGAUCUGGACUUCCUCAAGUACGUGGAGGAGCUGGAGCGCGGCCCCGCCGCCCGCCGCGCCCCCGUACUCCCGCCCCCGCGCCGCCCCCGCGCCCCUCGGGCCGGCCUCGCGGGCGCGCGCAGCCCCGGCGCCUGGACUUCCAGCGAGUCCCUGGCCAGUGACGAUGGGGGAGCCUCAGGCGCACUGUCCCCGGGCGCGCCGUCUGGGUUCCUUCUGCCCCCGCCGUCGCCGCGCGCGCCUGUGCGCAACCCGCGCGUGGAACACACGCUCCUGGAGACCAGCAGACGGCUGGAGCUGGCGCAGGCGCACGAGCGCGCGCCCAGCCCUGCCCGCGCGGUCACGCGCAGCCCUUGCGGGUCUGGCCGCAGCAGCCCCGCCCCCGGCUCGGCCCCCACCCCCGCCUCCCCUGGCCCUGCGCAACUGCAGCUGGUGCGCGAGCAGAUGGCAGCGGCGCUCCGGCGCCUGCGCGAGCUCGAGGAUCAGGCGCGCGCGCUGCCCGAACUGCAGGAGCAGGUGCGCGCGCUGCGCGCCGAGAAGGCUCGGCUGCUUGCCGGUCGCGUGCAGCCGGAGCCCGACGCGGAGGCCGAGGCGCGCCCGGACAAGCUUGCUCAGCUGCGGCGGCUCACGGAGCGCCUGGCCGCCUCCGAGCGCGGCGUUCGCUCCAGGGCCAGCGCCUGGGUCGAUGGCCCCGACGGGUCAGCUUCGAGGCGCAGCGAGGGCGCGCUGCAUGUCCUCGAUCGGGCGCCCCAGACGAGGGAGGUGGGUGCCCAGGCCUCGCCGGAGAUCCAAGUUGCGGAAGCCCAGGUAGCGCCGGAGACCCGGGAGGCCGGUGCGGAGGCGGCUCCCGAGACCCUCGAGGCGGACGCAUGGGUGACCGAGGCGCUGCUGGGGUUGCCCGCGGCCGCCGAGCGCGAGCUGGAGCUGCUGCGCACCAGCCUGGAGCACCAGCGCGGAGUGAGCGAGCUCCUGCGGGGCCGGCUGCGCGAACUGCAGGAGGCCCGUGAGGCCGCGGAGGAGGAGGCAGCGGCGGCCCGGCCCCAGCCGCGCGAGGCUGCCACCCAGACCCCGUGGGGCUGUGCGGAGAAGGCCACGCAGACCGAGCCCCCCGAGGAGGCCCCUUCCCUGACGCAGGAGAACCUGCCCGGGCCCACGGACGGGGACAGAGCCGUGGCCCCUGCGGGCAUCCUCAAAUCCAUCAUGAAGAAGAGAGACGGUAUGACUGGUGCCCAGCCCAGUCCCGGACCCAAGAGCCUGCAGUUUGUUGGGGUCCUCAACGGAGAGUACGAAAGCUCAUCCAGUGAGGACGACAGUGACAGCGACAGCGCGGACGGCGCUGCCGAGCCCCCGAAGAGCAGCUCCUCAGGCUCUGGGGAUGACAGCUGCGGGGGCUCCGGCUUGGGCACCCCCGGGCCUUCCAGUAGUGGCGAUGUCCGGGACCCCGAGCCGGGUGCGCAGGGGAGGUGCGAAAUGAGCCCGCGUUUGAGGGAGGCGUGCGCAGCCCUGCACCGGCAGCUGAGCCGACCCCGCGGAGUCGCCCGUGAUGGCGGCGCGGCGCGCCUGGUGGCCCAGGAGUGGUUUCGAGUGUCGAGCCAGCGGCGCUCACAGGUGGAGCCGGUGGCCGGAGUGCUGGGUGCAGUGGCGCGCCUGGGACCCGAGCUCCUGACACACGUGGUGAACCUGGCGGAUGGCAAUGGGAACACAGCCUUGCACUACAGCGUGUCCCACGGGAACCUGGCCAUCUCGAGCUUGCUGCUGGACACUGGGGUCUGCGAGAUUGACCGCCAGAAUCGAGCCGGCUACUCAGCUCUCAUGCUGGCUGCGCUCACUUCUGUGGGGAGAGAGGAGGACAUGGCUGUGGUCCAGAGGCUCUUCCACACGGGCAACGUUAAUGCCAAGGCCACCCAGACAGGGCAGACAGCCCUCAUGCUGGCCAUCAGCCACGGCCGUCAAGACAUGGUGGCAGCCCUGCUGGCCUGUGGGGCAGAUGUGAACGCACAGGAUGCAGACGGGGCCACAGCGCUCAUGUGUGCCAGCGAGUACGGGCGCCUGGAUACUGUUCGGUUGCUGCUGGCCCAGCCAGGCUGCGAUCCCGCCCUCCUGGACAACGAGGGCACCAGUGCCCUGGCCAUUGCCCUGGAGGCUGAGCAGGAUGAGGUGGCUGCUCUGCUACACGCCCACCUGAGCGCAGGACAGCCCAGUCCCCUGGAGACCACGACAGGACACACACCCCCUCUCUCUCACCAGUCGCCCCCCGAUUCCCCGAUGGCUGUGGCUGGUGACGGAUGCAGUGGAAAUCCAGAGGACCCCCAUUUCAGUGAGCAGUCUGACAUGCUGCACACCUCCACCUGAGGAGUGGCCUUUCCCCCUCCACCCCGCUCAGCCUCAGUGGCACAGCAGGGCCAGGGUCUCUGUCCAGAUGCUAUCCCUGGCCCAAGAGGAAGGCCUGGAUCACUCAGUGUCCAACUGGGGUUCACCCUGGGCCAGCAGGUUGAGGUGGGGGCUGAUGAGUGACAAAGACCCAGUCCACCCACUCCCCCAACCUUCUCUAAUAAAACAUUCCUAACUCAG